Molecule: messenger RNA, 975 nt
Organism: Pleurotus ostreatus (oyster mushroom)
Lineage: Eukaryota; Fungi; Basidiomycota; Agaricomycetes; Agaricales; Pleurotaceae
Gene: NBP35
Product: cytosolic Fe-S cluster assembly factor nbp35
Exons: 4
Coding region: 1-975 (324 amino acids)
Biological process (GO): iron-sulfur cluster assembly
Cellular component (GO): cytosol
Molecular function (GO): ATP-dependent FeS chaperone activity; 4 iron, 4 sulfur cluster binding; ATP binding
Source: RefSeq, a predicted model, not a curated record
AUGAUCGCUGUACAGACGUCGGCAGCGGUGCCAGAUCCUCUUUCUGUACCCGCAAAUGCGCCGGAGCAUUGUCCGGGAACUGAAUCGCAGCUAGCAGGCAAGGCCGACGCCUGCGCAGGAUGUGCAAACCAGGACGUAUGUGCUUCUGGCGCGACCCGCGGCCCCGAUCCUGCUCUUCCUCUCAUAACGAACCGAAUGGCCAAUGUGAAGAGAAAGAUCCUAAUUCUCUCUGGAAAGGGUGGUGUCGGGAAGUCCACCUUUACCGCACAACUCGGAUGGGCAUUUGCAGCAGACGAAGAUACGCAGACCGGCGUCAUGGAUGUCGACAUAUGUGGGCCGUCCAUACCCACAAUUCUCGGCAUUGCAUCUGAGCAGGUACACUCUUCGUCAACUGGCUGGUCACCGAUCUACGUACAAGACAACUUUGGAGUCAUGUCAGUAGGCUUCAUGCUACCGUCCUCCCGCGAUGCGAUCAUGUGGCGCGGUCCCAAGAAGAAUGGCCUCAUCUCCCAAUUUCUGAAAGACGUUGACUGGGGCGACCUUGAUUACCUGCUCAUCGACACACCUCCGGGAACGUCUGACGAACACCUUAGCAUCGUUCAAUACCUGAAAGAAAGCGGUAUUGAUGGUGCCGUUGUUAUCACGACACCACAGGAGGUGGCCUUGCAGGACGUUCGGCGCGAGAUCGAUUUCUGUAGGAAAGUCGGCAUUAGGGUACUAGGGAUCGUCGAAAAUAUGUCGGGAUUCGUUUGCCCGAACUGCAAGAACGAGUCGCAGAUCUUUAAACCUUCGACCGGUGGCGCUAAACGGCUUGCAGAAGAGACUGGGCUUGAGUUUCUUGGAGCUGUACCAUUGGAUCCCCGCAUAGGCAAAAGUGCCGACUUCGGAGUCAGUUUCCUAGACGAGUACCCCGAUAGUCCAGCGACGACAGCAUACCUUGACAUCAUAGACCGCAUCAAGCAGCUCGUGGAUUAG